Drosophila hydei is the source of this 547-nucleotide messenger RNA. It is a transcript of the gene SmD2, whose product is annotated as probable small nuclear ribonucleoprotein Sm D2. The record is from RefSeq and is a predicted model, not a curated record. Gene Ontology annotation, molecular function: RNA binding. Bases 122 to 481 code for a protein of 119 amino acids. Gene Ontology annotation, biological process: RNA splicing; spliceosomal snRNP assembly. Lineage: Eukaryota; Metazoa; Arthropoda; Insecta; Diptera; Drosophilidae. The transcript has 2 exons. Gene Ontology annotation, cellular component: precatalytic spliceosome; U1 snRNP; U5 snRNP.
CAUUUGUUAAACACGGAAAAAAGCCGCGAGGCCCAAACGUUUUGGUAAAUAUUUACUCAUUGUAUAAAUUAAUAAUAGACGAUUACAUUACAAUUGGAUAAGCUUCCAUAAGCACAUCAACAUGGCUCUCGUAAAACCGAAAUCUGAGUUGACGCCGGAGGAACUGGCUCGUCAGGAAGAGGAGGAGUUCAACACUGGCCCACUGUCGGUGCUCACACAAUCGGUGAAGAACAACACACAAGUGCUCAUCAAUUGCCGCAACAACAAAAAACUGCUUGGCCGCGUCAAAGCCUUCGACCGCCAUUGCAACAUGGUCCUGGAGAAUGUUAAGGAGAUGUGGACGGAGUUGCCGCGUACCGGCAAAGGCAAAAAGAAGGUGAAACCCGUCAACAAAGAUCGCUUCAUAUCGAAAAUGUUUCUGCGCGGCGAUUCUGUAAUUCUAGUUCUACGGAAUCCACUGGCCACGGCAGCCGGCAAAUAGAAAUCACAAAGCGAAAUCCCAUUCAUUAAACUACAAUCAAUAAAACUAAUUUGCAAUUUGCUAUAA